GAGAGAGAGAGAGAGAGAGAGAGAGAGAGAGAGAGAGAGAUCGCUGCGCACGGCUUCAUCAUCAUCAUCCUCAUCCUCAUCUCCGACAGCGCAGAACACACGGAGCUCAGAGCCGCUCAGGAUGCGCAGGAUUCGGGCCAACGCCAUCCUCAUCCUCACCGUGGCCUGGAUCCUCGGCACCUUCUAUUACCUGUGGCAGGACAGCAGACCUUCCUCAUCCUCCUCGGGCUCCCAGCUGAAGAACCACGGCAGGCUGGAGGAGCGCACUCUUCCUCUGAUCGUGACUCAUGCACCAAAGCUGGAGCAGCAGGGUCAGCUCUUGGGCCAGUUUGAUGAAAAGGCUUUUCUGUCCAGUAAGCAGCUGAAGACAGGUGAGGAUCCGUACAGAGAGCAUGCGUUCAACCUGCAGGAGAGCGACCGGCUCGGCAGCGAACGCACCAUCAGAGACACACGCCACUAUCGAUGUGCCUCCAUGACCUUUGACCCUGACCUGCCAACCACCAGCAUCAUCAUCACUUUUCACAAUGAGGCGCGCUCCACCCUGCUGCGCACUAUUAAAAGUGUACUGAUGAGAAGUCCUCCUCACUUGAUACAGGAGAUUAUUCUUGUGGACGACUUCAGCUCUGACCCUGAAAACUGUCGACUUCUCUCUCAGAUCCCAAAGGUGCGCUGUCUGAGAAAUGAGCGUCGAGAAGGUCUGAUCCGCUCUCGUGUCAGAGGGGCGUCUGCGGCGUCGGCCUCCGUCCUCACCUUCCUGGACAGUCACUGUGAGGUCAACACAGACUGGCUGCAGCCCAUGAUCCAGAGAGUCAGAGAGGAUCACACGCGUGUGGUCAGUCCCAUCAUUGAUGUGAUCAGUCUGGAUAAUUUCGCCUACCUGGCCGCUUCUGCUGACCUGAGAGGAGGUUUCGACUGGAGUUUACACUUCAAAUGGGAGCAGAUUCCUAUAGAACAGAAAAUGGCAAGAAACGACCCAACACAACCAAUCAGGACUCCUGUGAUUGCUGGAGGAAUCUUUGUCAUGGAGAAAGGCUGGUUUAAUCACCUGGGCCAGUACGACACUCACAUGGACAUCUGGGGUGGGGAGAACUUUGAGCUGUCGUUCAGAGUGUGGAUGUGUGGUGGCAGUCUUGAGAUCCUGCCCUGCAGUCGCGUGGGCCACGUCUUCCGGAAACGCCAUCCUUAUGACUUCCCAGAGGGCAACGCACUUACCUACAUCAAGAACACUCGGAGAGCUGCUGAGGUCUGGAUGGAUGAGUAUAAACAGUAUUACUACGCCGCAAGACCAUCAGCGCAGGGCAAGGCCUUCGGGAGUAUUGCAGACCGGCUUGCUCUAAGGCAGAAGCUGAACUGUAACUCUUUCCACUGGUAUCUUGAGAAUGUGUAUCCUGAACUCAAGAUCCCCGAGCAGGACGCGGUGUACAGUCUCCUGAAGCAGGGGGGCUUGUGUCUGGAGAGGCAGGGCACAGACGCUCUGGGUUUGGAGGAGUGUAAGAGCACACCGAGCAUCCCUGCCUCACAGAAGUGGACUCUGAUUGAGCCACAGAUCCGUCAGCAUGACCUGUGUCUGGCCAUCACAGCUUUCACUGCAGGGUCAAAGGUCAGACUGGAGCCCUGCAACAUCAAGGAGUCCAGACAGAAGUGGAAGCCCAGAGGUCCAGUGCUGCAGCACAUGAUCAGCGGCUUAUGUCUGGACAGCCAGCCUCCUUCAGGCCCGCUGCUGGUCAUACAGUGCCGCCCACAGGUGUCCAGCCAAUCCUGGGAGCCGCAGCUGGUCACCUGACUCUGACAGCUGCAGGGAGGGCGGGGAAAGGGGAGGAGUUUAGUCAGGUUGCUGAGCUCGAGGUGCUGUAGGAGCCAGAGGAAAACAUCUGCACACGGUUUUAGUUGAAGGUGCUGCUCUCAAACCAAUCGAACAUGACCCUGUCCAAAACAUCCGACCUCAUACCCUUACCGUGGAAUAGCUGGAGAGGGAGAAGUGACAUCCUGUCUGCCAAAUCAAAGCCUGAACACGUUUCCAAGGCCGUGGAGCACACACGGCAUGGUUUUAUCAGUUGACAGGAGUGCUUUGUUGAAUGAUGCAUUAAGGACUCCAAAAACCAGAUAUGUAGAUAAAUGCCUUUCCGACCCAUAACCUGUAUAUUCCCUCAUUCCCACUGAGAGAUGAAGGUCAGAGUGGUCUCCGGGUGUUUGUUCGGUAUUAGAUUGGGAUGAAGUGAGAGGAAAGGACAGAAACUGAACCCAUGGCUAACAUCACAAUGAAAUAACCUAAUGUUUUAGCAAAAAAGCAUCAAGAUGACACAUUAAAAGAGGUGUUAAGUGCUUUCAAUGAGCUGUUAUUCUGCAUGGUACUGUACAUCGGCACAAUGUAACAGCAUCUGCGAACACGUCCAGCCCAAAGACUGUUUUUCCUCUGUCUUACUCAUUUGCCUUUUCAAACUUUGUAUUUACUUGAAGUGAAACCAUUUUUCAUUCUGAACAUGUGCUAGGAAAAAUAAAGACUACCACCAAACAGACCGCAA
This is a messenger RNA of Carassius carassius (crucian carp), 2522 nucleotides long. Its product is annotated as polypeptide N-acetylgalactosaminyltransferase 16-like. NCBI's taxonomy places the organism in Eukaryota, Metazoa, Chordata, Actinopteri, Cypriniformes, Cyprinidae. The coding region runs from base 122 to 1783 and encodes 553 amino acids. The transcript is spliced from 16 exons. The record is from RefSeq and is a predicted model, not a curated record. Gene Ontology annotation, cellular component: Golgi apparatus.